Messenger RNA from Pectinophora gossypiella (pink bollworm), 2882 nucleotides. RefSeq lists its product as uncharacterized. Bases 32 to 931 code for a protein of 299 amino acids. NCBI's taxonomy places the organism in Eukaryota, Metazoa, Arthropoda, Insecta, Lepidoptera, Gelechiidae. The record is from RefSeq and is a predicted model, not a curated record. The transcript is spliced from 3 exons.
GCGCCAAAAUCAACAUCCUAAAAGUGACAAAAUGUGCAACAUGCAGUUCCCGAGCUCAAGAAUACUGGCAGUCUUACUGGGCUACUUGGUAGCACAAGCUAAGGCAUAUCCGAUGCAAGGGUGGCCAGUUUACCCACAAACGGCUAGAGAAUAUUCCGACGACGAUUACUAUUACGCCCCGAAAGUUCAGUAUUACUACGAUGCUCCCGCUAUGAAUGUACCAGAGGCGUACGGACAAGUUCCAUAUCCCUAUUUCUACGAUCCGUACGGCCAUUUCACAAACGAUGCCCCGAAAAGCCAAGAAGACAGAUACGCCGCCCUGCCUAUCGGACAAGAGACUUGGUUCGAGAGCGACUCGUCCCCGCACUGGCGGGCGAAUGAUGUGGAUGACGUCAGUGCCACGUUCCUCGAUAACUUGAUCCUGACACAAAUGGCUCAAGACGCACAGAGGCGGCGCGAAAAUGCCCGCGCAGCCUUCCCGCCUGUUGAUUACGAGGAGCGCGACGCCGAAGAUGAAGAUGUACGUGAGCUGAAAGCGUUAGCGGGGAAACCUUUGUACCACGUACCGAAAACAGUUCCGAGGAUCGAGGAAGACGACUAUCCCUCGGACGAUGCGUUUAUUAACUGGAAUGGAAACAAAAGAAGUGUUACAACAGCAGCGCCGACACCGACCACGCUGAGGCCCAAGCCAGGGCAGAAGGAAGUAGUGAUGUCGGGGCCCUCGCAAACUUCCACUCCGCGCCACCACGACCAACAAAACAAAAGAAGCUCCACAUUUUACGACACCAUUGCGCAACUGCUCGCGAACAAGUCGAACAGUCCACAUGUACAUGAACCAACAAAGCAACGAAGAAUCGACAAGCGCUUCGUAGCAGGAGAGUCCGACCUAGUAAUGGAACUCCGCGGCCUAAAACAUCGAAUUCCCACCUAAACAGACGAAGCUGAAAUCCGCCAACUUACAUGAGACUGAGUAUUUUGUAGAUUAAAUAGAUAUUUUUGGCAAUGGCGACAUAGUGGAACAAUCGCGAGACAGGCAACUAAAAUCAACAAAAAAAUUAGGAUACUUCUCAUGUCCAACAUUUAAUAAAUUCCAUUUAUUCGCGUUCCGUUGGCCACUUAUAGCAAAGUCGUAUCGCAAUGUCUUUCAACCGCAGCUGUAUUUUAAUAUAGUCAAAGUGUAAUAAUUGUAUCUCAAGACAUAUACUUGACUUUUGACCAUUAUUAUCUUCGGUCACAGAUAAUGUGCACACGUAGGCGUGCUACGCGGGUCGCUACGACCGCGCGGAGUAGCUACGCGUUACACGUUACGGGUGUUAAGAAAUUCGUACAAAAUGUGACUAUAAUUUCCAUACAUGUUAACAUGUUAAUUAUAUUAUGCAUUUAAUAGUUAAAUUAAAAAUGGUUGCUCCUUCAUUUGGCAGCUAAAUAUCGCACAUGGCGUGCAAUUGUAAAUAUUGUGUAGGUACUGAUUGUCUAAGACUUAAUUUAGAUAGAAAUAAAUAUUUAUUAUAUUGAUCAAAAACUCGUGAAGAAUCAAAACGAAAUUAUAAGUCGAUCAAAACUCGGGAGUAUUUAAAACGUAGUUGUAUACCAUACUCAAACCGUGUACUUGUUUUGCAUAAUAUGAAUAAGGGUAAAGGUAUUCAAGCGUAAUACAAGAGUACUGUACGAAUACUCGACAAAUAUAAUGCAUUCAUAAAUUUAUGAUAUGGACUUGGUAUUUUUCCAAUUAAAAAUGUAUUUUCUCGAAUUUAAACUGAGAUAUUGAUGAAAAUUUCAAGAUCAAUUAAUUAUGAGCGGUCUAAUAACUUUCUGAAGAAACUCGGCUUCUUGAUAAUAAUUCUAUUUAAAGAGUAAGUAUUUCCACUCAGGUGCUAAGCAUUCGUUUAACCUAUGACGGUCUAAGCAGACAAUACCACGAAAUCUUUUUGCAAAGCAAAGGUUAGAGGUCAAAGUACAUUUACGAGUAUACCUAUAUCUUUAGGGACAUAACGAUUCUCUCGGAGGCAGAGGAUUGAGUGAUAUUUUAGCUUUACAGCUUCUUGUCUAACUUUUGUAACGCAGUCGGUCUAUAAGACCUUUAAUGAAAUAAAAAAAAAUUGCGUCCCGUUUCCUCUUCUACUAAUAUUAGGCUUUUAUAUCUUGUAUUUUUUUUAUUUCCCCCAUUUUGCUACUACUCCCCUUUGUACAGACAUGAGCAAUAUCAUGUACCCACUUUAGAACCCUGUCGCACUAUCAUAUUUGACAUUUAAUGAGACUUAGGGUGUAAUUUGUCAAAAAAGUUAAUGUGACAUGGUAUCAAAGUGUAUACAUAUUAGUACUCGUGACCGUACUAGCUUAGGUUCGGUGAAACUUAACCUAUUAGAAACUUAUCUUUCAAAAGUACAUAUCUGUUUAUAAAUACGUCAAAUUACUUAUGUAUCUACUCUUCUGUCGUUAUAGUAGGUACCUGUAUAUUAAAAUAACCAAAUUCUAUGAAGAUUACUUUGUAAUAGUACAAUUAGUGACCUGUAAAGUAUUAAUACAUAGUUGAUGUUACAUUUUGUCAAUAUGAAAAUUACCUAUAAUAGUUACUGAUGUCUCCUUUACACUACGUUUUACUGUAGAUUUUUAUUUGUGCAUUCGUUAUAGAAACACGAUAUUUUUCAAUAGAAAUUCAUCUGUUAAAAUAGUCUAUCCGUAAUAGAGUUUGUAUAGACACAGUUUGAAUGAAACUUCAUCUAAAACAAACAUGGCUAUCGAUUUAUAUUUUAUAUAAUAAAUAUGUAGAAAACAUAACUGUAUUUUAAUAUUUAGAUGUUUUAUUUGAAAAUAUUAACUAAGAAUGUACCUAUUAUAAAAAAAAAAUCAGAAACUUUGACAUUAUAAUGAAGUUGUAUUUA